AACAAAUAUUACCUAGCAAUCUAACAAAGCAAUUAUGUCCUAAAUCACAUGGCAUGCAGCCGGAAGUUGCAAUUGACCAUUGUCUCUCUUCUGCCUUUGUUGUUGAUUUUUAUGUACGCACUACAUCAGAGAUCACCCCAAUGGAUUCGAAUCUCACCGCUCCCCAUCUUCCAGUUUAUCCAUCAAACGGGUCCGGAAAGCAAGGUCAUUCACAUAGUGCAAAUGCUUCGCGGUGACUCAGCUUCCCUCAGAGCAAUAACCAUGCUUAAAAGUGCUCUGUAUUAUCAGGGUCGCUGUCGAACAGACCGUUUAGAAUGCUGCGGUAAUAUGUCUUCUAGCACUGGCUGUCAAACAAACACCACCAAUGGAAAACAAGAAGUGAUCCCUAUUCAUAUCCACCUUAUUCGAGACAAGAGUGCCAGUGUUUUGGUGGAUGCGCUCUUUAGAAGCUUGAGGAUGAAAGGCUUUGGUUAUUCCUUACACGACUUAGACAAAUACUUGCACUUGGUAAGCGGAAUCCCAAACAGACACCGCGCUGGACCUACAGCACUAUGCAAAGUGUUUAUGGAAUCUAUUCUUCCGACAUCCGUGGAGAAGGUUAUAGUAGUCGACUCUGACACUCUGUUUAAUUAUGAUAUCCACGACUUGUGGGAUCAUUUCGAAAGGUUCAACAAAUUACAGCUAAUUGCCUUGGCCUGGGAGCAGCAGAGCCGUGAUCCUGAUUGUAAGCACUUGAUAAAUGGACCGAUCCCGCCGACAGGAGUGAAUGGGGGUGUCGUUUUAAUGCAUUUGAAGAGGAUGAGAACAAAAGGAUGGAAGGAAAUGCGUAACACUGCACUUUCGAGCAUUUUGAUGGAACGUGGUAAACUCAGCCAAGGGGAGCAGGAUGUAUACAACACCUUGAUAAGGUUGUAUCCACAUGUAUAUUACCGGUUCCCAUGCGAAUGGAACACACAACUUUACUCUUCAGUGGCCGUCUCUUGUUGUCCAACCUUUUGGCCUGAUCGGCUUCCAAACGAGAAGGACUGCAUUACCCGCAUUAGUCCUGGAACCCCUGCUCAACCUAAUUUACUAAGAUUAGCCCACUUCGAUAGGGAUGGGAAACCAGAAGAAGGUAACCGGAAAACAACGUUUAAGGAAGGGAGCAAGGAGAGGAAGUUCGCUUUAAGCCAUGCCGAGUUAAUUGACAGAUUUAAGGAGAUGUAUACUCGGUUUCGCGCGGUUCCGCUGUACUGCUUCACCUAA
Molecule: messenger RNA, 1245 nt
Organism: Dicrocoelium dendriticum
Lineage: Eukaryota; Metazoa; Platyhelminthes; Trematoda; Plagiorchiida; Dicrocoeliidae
Source: the annotation of a GenBank genome assembly